Molecule: messenger RNA, 705 nt
Organism: Emiliania huxleyi CCMP1516
Lineage: Eukaryota; Haptophyta; Isochrysidales; Noelaerhabdaceae
Exons: 3
Coding region: 1-705 (234 amino acids)
Biological process (GO): mRNA transport; mRNA 3'-end processing by stem-loop binding and cleavage
Cellular component (GO): cytoplasm; histone pre-mRNA 3'end processing complex
Molecular function (GO): histone pre-mRNA stem-loop binding; mRNA binding
Source: RefSeq, a predicted model, not a curated record
AUGCCACCCUCCACCGGCAAGCGCCCCGCCGACGACCCCGCGCACCCUGCCAAGCAGCCGCGGCGCUCGGGAGACGGCGCGGCCGCGGGACGCGAGUCGGUCUUCGGAGCCGCUGCCGCGACUGCUUACCGGGUGCAGCAGCGGCUCAAGCAGGUCGGGUACGGCAAGAACACGAUCGCCUACGACAACUACCGCCGGCAGGUGCCAAAGAAUUCGCGGGACGGGGAGAACCCGGCGCACCUGCGGACGCCCAACGCGCGGGCGGCGGGCAUCUCGAAGCGGCAGUUCGACGGGAGGCUGCGAGAGUGGAGGUCCAAGCUGCACGUCUUUUGGGGCGACGACGACGCCGAGUCUGCUGCCGGAGCCUCGGCUGGGACCGAGGGCGCGCGCCCCGCCGCUGCGGACGCGGGCCUCGUGGGCUCGUCGGCGGGCUUCUCGCUCGACGACUACCUGAUGGGCGACGAGAUGGACGACGCACUCGACGGCGUCGGCGGCCAGGCUGGCGGCGACACGGCGCGGCCGGAGCCGCAGCCGCUCCGCCCCGGCGCAGAGCUGGCGGGGCUUGGCGCGCAGCCGCCGGCGCGCGGCGGAGGGCUGUCGGUGCGCGAGCGGCUCGACGCGGUGAAGCGGAAGGCGGCCGCGGCGGCCAGCGCCACCGCCGAAGACAUCUACGGCGGCUGGCAAGAGGACGACCUGCUGAUUUGA